Necator americanus (New World hookworm) is the source of this 1161-nucleotide messenger RNA. RefSeq lists its product as uncharacterized. Bases 1 to 1161 code for a protein of 386 amino acids. Gene Ontology annotation, biological process: cell projection assembly; actin cytoskeleton organization; establishment or maintenance of cell polarity. Gene Ontology annotation, cellular component: focal adhesion; actin cytoskeleton; cytoplasm. Lineage: Eukaryota; Metazoa; Nematoda; Chromadorea; Rhabditida; Ancylostomatidae. The record is from RefSeq and is a predicted model, not a curated record. The transcript has 13 exons. Gene Ontology annotation, molecular function: actin binding.
AUGUCGGCCACAAUGAGGCGAACUCCUGGCCCGACGGAUACGAUGAAAAGUAGGAAGAACGACUCGAUUGUAGACAAACUGACAGGGACAUUGACACGGAAGAAGAAAUCAGUUCAUGAGAAUCAAGAACCACCAGAGGAAGAUGAGGCUCUUGAGAUCGAGAUUGAGGGUCGAGAGUCGAUUGAUGCUUGUUUAGUCCCAGCAAUGGCCAAGAAUUUAACUCUUGAUGAAGGAGAAGUGCGCCGCUACUUAACUAAGGAAUCAAGCGAAGAUCGCAAGGUUCGUGAACUGAUUUCCCUGUUGACCUAUUGGAUCAACGAGGAAUUAGCGGAACAAAGAAUUGUGGUUCGUAAUCUACAAGAAGACAUUUUCGACGGUCAAAUACUUCAAAUACUUAUCGAGAAGCUUGCUGGUAUUCGAAUCGAAGUCCCAGAGUUAACGCAAUCUGAAGAAGGGCAAAAGAAGAAAUUGGAGUUAGUCGUCCAAGCAGUGAAUCGAAUUGUAACACCAACAGAACAACCGAGAUGGGACGCAGAACUUAUCCAUUCAAAGGAUAUCGUCGCUAUCAUGCAAAUACUGAUAGCAAUGGUUCUCCACUUCAGAGCACCGAUUCGCCUGCCUGAGCACGUUUCCGUUAAGAUGCUCGUUGCUUCAAAGCAGCAAGGUCACUCGCGAUCUGAGUUUGUUACGGAACAACUUACAACAACCCAACCAGAACUCGGCCUGAAGGGAGAGAGAGACGCCUUUGACACUUUGUUCGACUACGGACCAGAUAAGCUGGCACAUGUGAAGACUUCGUUAUUGGCCUUCUGCAACAAACACCUUAAUAAGAUUAAUCUUGAGGUCAACGAUCUAGAAACCCAGUUCCAAGAUGGGGUUUUCCUCGUUCUUCUCAUGGGUCUUCUGGAGGGAUACUUUGUCCCUUUACAUGCUUUCCACCUCCAGUUUGUGUGCGUCUUCAUAACCGUACGUUUCCGAGCGAAAGUAAAUUCUGUGACAUCAUAUGAAGAAAAAGUGAAGAACGUCGGAUUCGCCUUCAAACUCAUGCACGAUGCUGGCUUGCCAAAACCUCGUAGUCGAAUUCAGGACAUUGCUAAUGGUGAUCUUAAGAGUACUCUUCGUCUCCUUCAUCUUCUUUUCACCAAAUAUAAGCAUGUCUGA